Thunnus maccoyii (southern bluefin tuna) is the source of this 1486-nucleotide messenger RNA. RefSeq names its product ring finger and CHY zinc finger domain containing 1 (gene rchy1). Gene Ontology annotation, molecular function: zinc ion binding; ubiquitin protein ligase activity. The transcript is spliced from 11 exons. Gene Ontology annotation, biological process: ubiquitin-dependent protein catabolic process; protein ubiquitination. Gene Ontology annotation, cellular component: nucleus. The coding region runs from base 25 to 1131 and encodes 368 amino acids. Lineage: Eukaryota; Metazoa; Chordata; Actinopteri; Scombriformes; Scombridae. The record is from RefSeq and is a predicted model, not a curated record.
GGAAGGAAGGCUGAACACGUAUUAAUGCACUGUGUCAAAUAUAAUGAAGAAAGAGUUAUGUUACAACAAAGGGUGAGAGAGGCUAAACAAGGAUGGGAUUUGGAGGGGAUACUAGGAACAAGUGGUUAUAAGGCUAUUGUAAACUGGAUCCCGUUCUACAUACGCCGGUACAGUCGGUGGCGGUAUGCACCUAUAAAUUGGUAUUGCAAUCCGCCAAUAAACGCAAGGAAGAAGAAGACGGAGACGACGAAGAAGAAGAAGAAAGGGAGGAAAGAAAAAAUGGCUUCACCUGCUGGUUGUGAACACUACACGCGCAGCUGCUUAUUGAAAGCACCUUGUUGUGGUAAACUGUACGUGUGUCGGCUGUGCCAUGAUGCAGAGGAGAACCACCAGAUGGAUCGAUUCAAAGUCAGAGAGGUGCAGUGCUCUUCGUGUGAGACAGUACAACAGGCACAGCAGACUUGCCAAGAGUGCCACAUGCAGUUUGGGGAGUAUUACUGUGAUAUUUGCCACUUGUUUGACAAGGAUAAGAAACAGUAUCACUGUCAACCCUGUGGAAUAUGCAGGAUUGGGCCCAGGGAGAAGUAUUUCCACUGUGAGAAGUGCAAUCUGUGUUUAGCGCAGGAUCUGCGGGGAAACCACAAGUGUGUUGAAAAUGUUUCAAGGCAGAACUGCCCAGUGUGUAUGGAGGACAUUCACACUUCUAGAAUUGGAGCACAUGUUCUUCCAUGCGGCCAUCUUCUACAUAAGACCUGCUUUGAUGACAUGAUCAGAACUGGUGCGUAUCGCUGCCCUCUUUGUAUGCAUUCUGCCUGGCAGAUGGAGGACCACUGGGAUGAGAUAGACAAAGAGAUCGCCCAGUCACCGAUGCCCACUGAAUACCAGGGUGCUACUGUCAAAAUUAUAUGUAAUGACUGCCAAGCUCACUGCACAGUGCCUUUCCAUGUCCUGGGGAUGAAGUGCAGUGGCUGCGGCUCCUACAACACAGCACAGGAUGGAGGACUCAUCCAACCGCCUCCACAACAGCAGACAGAGCUGGACAAUGAGAAUGAGGCAGAAACAGACACAGAGGCUGGAGGGGGCUGGAGCCUCUCGCAGCAUCCACUGGGCGAGAUGCAGAGUACAUCAUAGACAUGUUGUCACUCUAUCACAGGACUUAACACUCAUACACCUACAGGCAAUUUAGAGUCAUGUCUAUCUGACAUGCAUGUCUUGGGGUUGUGGGAAGACCCCCUGCAGAUGCUGGGAGAACUUGCAGACUCCACACUUUAUGCCCCGGCCAAGUGUCUGAUUCAAACCCAGGACAGUUUUUCUGAGGAGUGACAGUCUAACCACUGAGCUUCCUCGUGCCACCAUGAUGAAGAAAUGAGCAGGGUAACUACUUCAGCUGCUGGUGUUUUGAGGCUGUGACUACUUUCUGUUGAGUUCAGGGGGUCGUGCCAUAUGUCCUACUUAAAAGUUCUCAAUAAAAGAUUGUGUGAAUAAA